Messenger RNA from Melozone crissalis (California towhee), 1729 nucleotides. RefSeq names its product zinc finger protein ZFP2-like. Bases 86 to 1045 code for a protein of 319 amino acids. Gene Ontology annotation, biological process: negative regulation of transcription by RNA polymerase II. Lineage: Eukaryota; Metazoa; Chordata; Aves; Passeriformes; Passerellidae. The record is from RefSeq and is a predicted model, not a curated record. The transcript has 2 exons. Gene Ontology annotation, molecular function: DNA-binding transcription repressor activity, RNA polymerase II-specific.
UGAGCAGCUCCAGGAUGAGGAGAAUCCCCACAAGUGCUCAGAAUGUGGGAAGAGCUUCAAGUUCAGAUCCAAGCUGAUCCGCCACAUGAGAAUCCACGUUGGGGAAGGGCCCUACAUAUGUGGGGAGUGUGGGAAGAGCUUCAGGAUGAACUCUGAACUGACCAUCCACCAGAGAAACCACACCGGGGAACAGCCCUACGAGUGUGAUAAAUGCAGGAAGAGGUUUCAGACGAGUUCCUGUCUCGUCAGGCAUCAGCGGAGUCACACAGAUGAGAGGCCCUUUUGCUGCCCCCAUUGUGCAAAGAGCUUCAAGGACAAGUUUGUCCUUGUCACCCACCUGCGCAUCCACAGCGGGGAGAGGCCCUACGAGUGUCCUGAGUGUGGAAAGAGCUUCGCCCAGCACUCCACCCUGACUGCCCACCUGAGGACCCACACAGGGGAACGGCCCUACGAGUGUGCAGAGUGUGGGAAGGGCUUCAGGACGAACUCUGAACUGACCAUCCACCAGAGAAGCCACACCGGGGAACGUCCCUAUGAGUGUGAGGAGUGUGGGCAGAGCUUCCACAAGAGCUGCCACCUGACCCGGCACAUACGAAUCCACACAGGGCUGGAACGGCCAUACAAGUGUGGGGAGUGUAAGUGUGGGCAGUGUGGGAAGAGCUUGAGGUCGAGAUCUGAACUGAUUGUCCACCAGCGGAGCCACACCGGGGAGAGGCCCUUCGAGUGUGGGGAGUGCGGGAAGAGCUUCAUGUCAAAGUCCCACCUGGUUGGCCACCAGAGGAUCCACACUGGGGAGAGGCCCUUCGAGUGCGAUAAAUGCAAGAAGACGUUUCCAAUCAGCUCCAGUCUCAUUCUGCACCAGCAGCUUCACACAGAUGAGAGGCCCUUCCGCUGCCCUGACUGCGGGAAGGGCUUCACCCGCAACUGCAAUCUCGUCACCCACCGGCGUACCCAUACCGGGGAGAGGCCCUACGAGUGUUCUGAGUGUGGGAAGGGCUUCUCAGAGAGGUCUGCCUUGACCAGACACCAACAGAGCCACCACUAAGGGCAGCCCUUGAGGAGUGGCCCUGGCCGGAGAGUAUGGGAUGGAUGGGGGCAGGAGAGGUUGGACCCUGGUCCAGAUGGACACGAGACCAUGGAUCCCACUCUGGAUGGACACUGGUCCAGAUGGACACCAGACCAUGGAUCCCAGCUGGACACUGGUCUGAACAGCCCCUGGCCCUGCAGCCCCCCAGCCUGGCCAUACCCUGGCCCACACUACUGUCCCACACCACUGUCCCACCAGCCCAUCCCAGUAGCCCCCAACCCAAAAUCUCCCAAAAUAAACCCAAUUCCAGAACAUCAGCUCCGCAUGGUCCCUGCAGAGCAAGGGGGAAACUGAGGCACAGGCUGGGGGAUGACUUUGUGGUGAUCGGAGGGCAUUUGGGACCCACCCUGGAGACCCAGAAUGAGCACCCACCCCUCAAAUUGUCACCACAGCAUCCAAGUCCCCCCAGCUGUCACAUCAGGGAGACUCGAGGAGCCACUGUGACCCUGCAGUCCCUUUGAGAGGUGACCCACGGUGUCCCCUCGGUGUCACCGGUGUGUCCCCAGUGGGAGCAGCGGCAUCACCUCCUGGGGCACAGGUAAAGGGGGAGGAGGAGGAGGUGAGGGUGGGGGAGUGCAGGGUCGCACGGCAUCCUCGGGGGGGUGGAAGUGGUGAGAGAGAGCCCAAAAUGUGGUCAACUCC